Oncorhynchus gorbuscha (pink salmon) is the source of this 1002-nucleotide messenger RNA. RefSeq names its product cilia- and flagella-associated protein 47-like. Lineage: Eukaryota; Metazoa; Chordata; Actinopteri; Salmoniformes; Salmonidae. Bases 1 to 1002 code for a protein of 333 amino acids. The transcript is spliced from 10 exons. The record is from RefSeq and is a predicted model, not a curated record.
AUGGCUGAUGAAGAGAAUAUUCACAAAACGCUCCAGCCCCUGUCCCACGUCCUGCCUCCCCUCUCCAGAGCCACCCUGCCCCUCGUCUUAGAGAGCACCAAGCUGGGAAAGUUCCACAAGUCAAUCUCCUACACGGUGAAUAGUCAUCACCGAAGCCAUGUCCUGGUUCAGUCCCAGCUGGUCCCUGUGGUCCUCCAGCUGUCCCAGAGCCAGGUGGUCCUGUCCCCUUCCCCCAGCUACCUGGCCCAGUCGGGCUACAGGGGUACUGUGACCCUGGUCAACCCCAGGAACCACCCGGCUGACUUCACCUGGAGGCCCAUCAUCACAGAGACGGGCCUGGCCUUCUCCAUACGCCCAGCCACAGGACCGCAACGCUACACAACACAGGACACAACCAUGCCUACUUCCAGGGUGUGGUACCUGUGGGGGCAGGCAGAGGUCCAGGUGCACCUCAACCCCGGAGCUGUCAUGAAGUUUGACACCAGAGUGGAGAUAGCUCUAAGGAACAUGAAAUCUCUGGAGCUGAGAGUGGGCGGGUCUGUCGAGCCCCCCCUGGUGGACAUCAAUGUGAAAUCCUUCCUGUUCCACGGGGUGUAUUCUGGUUCCAGUCGUGGCGUUCCGUUCUCCCUGAGGAACCGAUCCUCUGCCCUGGCCCGGGUCCAGUUUGACCUGUCAGAACACACUGACUUCACCAUCCACUUCCCUCCACACUCUGCAGGUACGAGCCAGGAGCCAGACGUGUUUGUGAUGGAUUUACAGGGGCAGCAGACUGCCCAGUGUUGCCUGGUGUUCUCCCCUAAACAAGUGGCAGCGUAUGACUUCAACCUGCCUGUGACGGUCAACGGUGUGGGCAUGCCUCCCUUCUCCUCUUCCUUCUCCUCCGACCCUCCCAACUCUGUCCCCAAGUCCUCCUCUUCCCGGGACCAACACAUCGUCACCCCGCGCCCGCUGCCCAUCGCCAUGGAGACGCUAUCACGCAGGGUGCAGGCCACAGUAUAUUAG